Molecule: messenger RNA, 3317 nt
Organism: Thalassophryne amazonica
Lineage: Eukaryota; Metazoa; Chordata; Actinopteri; Batrachoidiformes; Batrachoididae
Gene: plk4
Product: polo-like kinase 4 (Drosophila)
Exons: 15
Coding region: 243-2990 (915 amino acids)
Biological process (GO): protein phosphorylation
Molecular function (GO): protein kinase activity; ATP binding; protein binding
Source: RefSeq, a predicted model, not a curated record
CCGCUGUCCAAAUACUUAUGGACCUGCAGCUGUGGGAACCUCCCUCGCUCCCUUUACGUACGCGUGACGUCACCACGCUAGUAACGGGCGGAUAUUUUCAAAAUGGAAGAAAUGGCAAAAUUUUGGAGGGUAACAAGAAAACGACAUUUAAUUUUCGUCUGACGGCUAAUAUCGAUGCAAGCAGCCGAAGGAGGAUCGGUGUUACAAGCUGACAUGAGUUUGGGAGGCCAAAAGCAGGCAGGAUGAGUGUUUCGAUAGGCGAUAAAAUUGAGGACUUCAAAGUCCUCACCCUCCUUGGCAAAGGUUCCUUUGCAUGUGUUUACCGGGCAAAAUCGGUGAAGACUGGAGUGGAUGUUGCAAUCAAAACGAUUGACAAAAAAGCAAUGCACAAAGCUGGCAUGGUUCAGCGUGUGACAAACGAAGUGGAGAUUCACUGUCGAUUGAAACAUCCAUCGAUACUCGAGCUGUAUAACUACUUUGAAGACAGCAACUAUGUGUACCUGGUGUUGGAGAUGUGUCAUAAUGGAGAGAUGAGCCGAUACCUUAAAGAAAGGAAGAUGUCUUUCUCUGAGGAUGAAGCGCGGCAUUUCAUGCAUCAGAUAGUGAAGGGAAUGCUGUAUUUACAUACUCAUGGCAUCAUGCAUCGUGAUCUGACCCUGUCCAACCUCCUGCUCACCAACAACAUGAACAUUAAAAUAGCAGACUUCGGUUUGGCCACUCAGCUGAAACUUCCGAAUGAGAAGCACUUCACCAUGUGCGGAACGCCUAACUACAUUUCGCCAGAGGUGGCUACCCGCAGCGCCCACGGGCUGGAAUCAGACGUGUGGUCUCUGGGCUGCAUGUUCUAUGCAUUCUUGAUGGGCCGUCCACCGUUCGACACAGCCACCGUCAAACACACUCUCACCAAAGUGGUUCUCGGGGAAUAUGAGGUGCCGAAUCAUGUUUCUCUGGCGGCUCAGGACUUGAUCCAUCAGAUGCUGCAGAAGGACCCCACCCACAGGCCCAGCCUCUCUGCGCUGCUGGACCACCCCUUUAUGACGGGCAGCCUGCUGACCAGGACAAAGGAGUUGGGUUUGAGUGAUGCAGGAUCAGUGGACAGCGGCAUUGCCACCAUCUCCACAGGCUGCACCUCAUCCACGGCAGGCAGCAGCAGCAGUCGACUCCAGAAGAGAACUAAGCACAUGCUUGGCUCUGCCCUGCCCAACCGUAUGGCGCCCGCCUCUCAUCUUCCACACCAGCCUGACAGUGGCUGCUUCGAUGAUGCCGAUCAGUGGAUCCCACAGCAGCAGGUUCUGCCAGACAGGUUUGGCAGAGGAGGUCACGGCGAGCAGAGGACGCAGCCUCAUGCUCGCUGCCUAAGGAGGGCUCACUCCUCCGAUCGCUGCGGCUCUGCUCUAACAGGCCCAGGUUUGAGCCAUGAGCUGGGGAGGUGUCACUCAGAGGAUGCCAUCACCGGCUUAGGAAGAUCAACCGUCCCAGUGUCCUCUGCUUCGCAUCCGUUUUCAGAACACGGGAGGCUGCUGUCGCCUCCAGUCAAACAGCCUGCAAAUUCUGGUUAUUUAUCAGCACAGAGUGGACAUCUGCCCAGCUUGCAGUUCCAGAGCUUGGAAGGAGUUACAAAUUGGCUCAAUAAUGAGGGUUCUGGGUUGAGGCCCACAGACAGCAGUGCUCACAGCAGUGGCGGGAGUUUCCAGGGCAGCAGAGCACCUCCAGCGAUUCACAAACCGUGGACAGACAUGCACACAGACCAAGGCAUGAACCCUCUCCACCACCUGCACCACACACACCCCCACAACCCAGACACACUCAGGGACAUCAAUCCUGUAUCAGAGUUCCAGCCUCUGCACAGCAGAGAGCUGAAGCCCGUCGCGGAGAAGAAAACGCUACGAGACCUCGUGCCGCCGCUGUGCGCAUCCAGACUGAAGCCCAUCAGACAGAAGACCAAAAAUGCUGUUGUGAGCAUCCUGGACACGGGUGAAGUGUGCAUGGAAUUAUUAAAAACUCAGAGCGGGCAGGACAGAGUCAAGGAAGUCCUUCGGAUUUCCUGUGACGGUUCAAUGGUGACGAUCUAUCAGCCUAACGGUGGGAAAGGUUUCCCUGUCCUCGACUGUCCUCCUGCUCUUCCUGAAGAUAUUCUGAUUUGUAGCUACGACGACCUUCCAGAAAAAUACUGGAAGAAGUAUCAAUACGCCUCCAAGUUUGUGCAGCUGGUGAAAUCUAAGACUCCCAAAGUGACGCUUUAUACUAAAUACGCCAAAGUGAUGCUCAUGGAGAAUGCACCCAACGCAGACCUGGAAGUUUGCUUCUAUGACGGAGCAAAGACCCACAAGACGUCAGAGCUGGUGCGAGUGGUGGAGAAGAGCGGGAAGUCGUACACAGUGAAGGGCGAGGUGGGUCUGAGCGGCCUGAGCCCAGAGAGCAGACAGUAUGUGGAGCUGUCAGAUGAAGGCCACAGCAUCUGUCUGUCCCUGGAGGCCGCCAUCACAGCAGAAGAGCAGCGCAGCACCAAGAACGUCCCCUUUUUCCCCAUAACCAUCGGCAGGAGACCCGCCAACCCGAACUCCCAGUGCUCGUCGGGCCUGCCCUCCCACCCAGCGCCUCCUGAUGCAGCUUCACCUCCUCAUCCUCCACAAAUCACUCCAUCAAUGAUCUCCUAUGACGGGUCAGACUUCACCUCCACCAACCUGACUAAGAAAAGCUCACCAGUGCGAAAGGAGCACAACCCGGGCAAAGUGCUCAAGUCCAUAUUUGUGCCGAACAUCGGAUGGGCAUCUCAGCUGACGAGUGGAGAGGUUUGGGUACAGUUCAACGACGGCUCUCAGCUGGUGGUGCAAGCUGGAGUUUCCUGCAUCACCUACACAUCUCCAGACGGCCGCAUCACCAGGUAUAAAGAGAAUGAGAAGUUGCCGGAACACGUCAAGGAGAAGCUGCACUGUCUCUCAACCAUCCUGGGACUGUUGGCCAACCCAGUGACUCGCCACCUGCAGUGAGAAGUAGUAGUACCACGUCUGGGCUAAACAAUGGUGACGAUACUGUGACCUCAUAAGGAACAACUUUCUAACAUGAUCAGGUGUACUUGUACAUAAAGCUUUUUUUUUUUUUUACAUGUACAGAAGAGUAAUAUUAUGAAAAAUAUAUAUUUUUAAUGUGACUUGUGUAUAGUGUAAUUGUAUUUUUUUUUUUUUGUAGAUGUUUGUGAUUUUUACUGUCUCCAUGUGUUCUAUGAAAUGUCUUAUUCAUCAUAAAAGCUGAGGCAAUAAAUACCUGGAGGCUGGAUUCAAAGUGCAGCACUGGGCAUUUGCUGUCUUCAUAAAAUG